This is a messenger RNA of Linum tenue, 947 nucleotides long. The record is from the annotation of a GenBank genome assembly. NCBI's taxonomy places the organism in Eukaryota, Viridiplantae, Streptophyta, Magnoliopsida, Malpighiales, Linaceae.
CGCUUUUUAUAACCCUGUCUUAUAUAAAGAAGAAAAAAAACGAUGGAGAGAGUUAGCCAAACCCUAACCGCUAGCAGCCACUCCCUCCUCCUCUUCCCCGCCGCUUCAUCUUCCCCAACAGUACAAUAAUAAACCUCGCUCCCACUUUUAAUUCUUCAUCUUCCUCCGCCGCUUCAGCGUCUAUCUAUUUUCCCAGUCCAUCUCUUUGUUCCUUCAAGCUAUGGCGGGUUCCAGUCCUUCCCCUCGUCUUGCGCGACUUUCCUCUUCUUGUCUUUUUUCUUCUACAAACACAGCUGAACGCUGACGACUUGCUAUCUUCGAUUUUUGCUCCGAUCAUGGGUUCCUCCCCACCUUCCACCGUCUUCUCAAUCUUUCCUCUUACUGCUGGACUGGAUUUUUCAUUCAUCAACAAAAGAUUCUAGAUUUACUGGGUUUUUUCUUCCUUCGCAGGCAACGUAUGUGAGAUCGUGGAAUGUGGGAGAGGCCAGUGCAAGCUGCUGAUAAACUCCACCAUCCCUCCUUACCAAUGUAAAUGCGACGCCGGGUGGAAGCAGGCACGACCCGACGCUAUGGACGACAUCACUUUCCUCAAUUUGCUCCACUGCGUUGUCCCCAACCGUUCCAUGGAUUUUCCGUGCAAUAAGCCAGCAGAGGCACCGGUUCAAGACAAGACCGGGCAGUCCAAUACCACACUUCUCGACCCAUGUAACUCAGCAGAUUGUGGAGGAUGAGAUGGGAUGGAUCCUUGGGAAUUAGAGGGACAGAGGAAAAGGGGAAGUAGAAGUAGUGGCGGAUUCAGAAAAUUUUCACAGGGUGUCCUCUUCAAAAAUUAAUUUUAAUUAAAUAAUUCAUAUAUUAAAAAUAUCAUACUUGUAUAAAUUUUUUUAUUAAAAUUCAUGAUGUGUUUUCAUAUUUUGAAAAAAUAAUAUACAAUAAACUCCGUGUCU